AUGGUUUCCGAUAAAGUAUCUGAUAAAUUAUUCGAGGUUGAUUUUAACGCUGUUGUCGCUGUUGACUUUGGAACUACGUGCAGUGGAUUUGCGUUUUCCCAUCGUGUCAAGCCGGACAUCCAAGUGAACACCAAUUUCCCUGGGCAAGUAGUCCAAAAAACGAACACAGUAUUACAAUAUGAUAAUACAUGGCAAGUUGAGGCGUGGGGAUACCCUGCUCUUGCUAAAGAACCCAGAAGAAGGAGAAAAGUUGUGGAAGAGAAACGACCGGUUGAGUUGUUUAAGUUGUAUUUAGCAAAUAUCAAGAAAAAACCGGAACUUCCUGAAGGAUUGGAUUAUAAGAAAACAAUCACUGAUUAUCUUCAUCAGAUGCAAAUUUUGAUUAUGGAAACUAUAAAUCGACGUUGGCCUAAGCUCUCGCUUUCAGAAAUACGAUUUGUAUUCACUAUUCCAGCUGGAUGGGGAGAUCAUACUAAAGAAAUUAUGCGCGAAUGCAUUUUCGAGGCUGGAUAUAUCACCGAGGCAGCUGCAAUUUAUUGCUUAAAUAUUCUAAAAUCGCAUGGGUUAGAAAUCGGAGACACGUUCUUGGUAUGCGAUUGUGGAGGUGGAACGGUCGAUUUAACGAUGCGCACCUACGUAGGAGAAGACGAACUCGAAGAAGAAACUGAGCGUACAAUGGGAAUCUGCGGCAGCACAUAUAUCGAUAAGGAAUUCAUAAAAUUCCUGGAAAAUCGCGUAGGCCCUGGCGCGAUGAGAGAAUUCAAAGAAAAACAUUACGGGCAGCUUCAAUACAUGAUUCAAAAUUUCUUCAAUCUUCGCGUAAAAAAUAAUUUUAAAGAUGAUCCCGCGAAAUUCAAGCUUGCUGAAUUCGAUAUCGAACAAUAUUGUCCUAAGUUAAAGCAAUACGUGUCCGAAGCAAUUCAGAAAAAAUUGGAUGAAAAUGAUUGGAUCAUUGAAUUGCAAUACAAUGAUGUGAAAGCGAUGUUUGAUCCGAUUGUCGAUAAAAUACUCAAAUUGAUACAGAACCAAUUAAAUGUGAAUCCUGAUCUCAGAUGCUCGGCGAUUUUUGUGGUUGGGGGAUUCGCCGAAAGCCCCUACCUGAUUUCGAAAAUUCGGAAAACUUUUGAUGGAUUUGUUCGUACUAUCGCUGUACCUACGAAUCCGAUAACAUCUGUUAUGAAGGGUGCAGUUCAAUAUGGAUUGAACAAAGAAGCUGUGAAACUACGUGUUUUGACAGAAGCUUAUGGGAUUGAAGUCACCAAUCUCUUUAAAAAAGGAAUAGAUCCAAUUAAACGAAAAACCGCGGAUGGACAUAUUUUGAAAUUUAGUCGUUUGGCGAAACGAGGUGACAAAGCAGCGCCGGAUUAUGAAUUCGCCUCAACAUUUUAUCCCGUUUAUCCGGACCAGACGCACAUCUCGUUCAAGGUCUAUAACACGAAAGACAAUAACGCGCAUUAUUGCGAUGAUGCGAAAUACAUCGGAAGCUUGAGAAUCGACCUGCCCGAUCCUGAACUUGGUUUAAAUCGACCAGUCGAAUUUGGACUUCGCUUUGCCGAAGAAGAAAUCAAAGCGACUGCGCGAAAUAAAACAAAUAAUCGCGUUUAUCCUGCUGAAUUUAAAUAUGUUACAGCUGGCUAG
Ambispora gerdemannii is the source of this 1638-nucleotide messenger RNA. The record is from the annotation of a GenBank genome assembly. Lineage: Eukaryota; Fungi; Glomeromycota; Glomeromycetes; Archaeosporales; Ambisporaceae.